UGCUUUUUUUUCAUGUUUUUCUUUCCUCAUCCAUUACUUUCAGGCAAGAGUACCAAGUGGUGUGUGCGAUGCUGGACAAGGAUUCAGUGAAAUUCGAUAUGGAGGGCAAACACAAAAUGACACCAUUCCUUCGAGCCGUCGAGUCUGGACACCUUGGUAUGAUAAAAAAGUUGUUAGACAAGGGUGCGAAGGUAAAUGCAGUCAACGGUGAAGGCAACAAUUGCCUUCACCUCGCUCUGCAGAAUGAUGCAUUCCAUUCUGAGGAGGAGCACAUUGCUCUUUUAGAUAAGUAUGCCUUUAAGCUCUCUCUGACCCAGGGAAAUAGGACUUGUAGCACUGUAGUUGCUACAUACCUAUUUCAUUUUGGAGCCAACUUUUACCACCCAAAUGGAGAGAAUGUGAUUCCGCUGGACCUUAUUCAGGACAGAAAUUUGAAAGAAAAAUUAAAAACCUUUUUACCACCACCAUGUACAUUUUGUCGAGUUACGUAUGCUUCUUCAGAAUUCAAACCCUGCAGACAUACUGUCCUAUGUCGUGGCUGUUAUAUCAGAAUUAAGGGGGAAUCAUGCCCCACUUGUGAACAGCCAAUAAGUGGUGUGAGAGAAUUUGGUAAGAAAACUAUUUGAUAAUCUGUCUGUCUC
Octopus sinensis (East Asian common octopus) is the source of this 641-nucleotide messenger RNA. Its product is annotated as E3 ubiquitin-protein ligase MIB2-like. The transcript is spliced from 4 exons. Gene Ontology annotation, biological process: protein ubiquitination. Lineage: Eukaryota; Metazoa; Mollusca; Cephalopoda; Octopoda; Octopodidae. Gene Ontology annotation, cellular component: cytoplasm. The record is from RefSeq and is a predicted model, not a curated record. Bases 69 to 626 code for a protein of 185 amino acids. Gene Ontology annotation, molecular function: ubiquitin-protein transferase activity; protein binding.